Messenger RNA from Penicillium pulvis, 2133 nucleotides. RefSeq lists its product as uncharacterized. NCBI's taxonomy places the organism in Eukaryota, Fungi, Ascomycota, Eurotiomycetes, Eurotiales, Aspergillaceae. Gene Ontology annotation, cellular component: cytoplasm. The transcript is spliced from 5 exons. The coding region runs from base 1 to 2133 and encodes 710 amino acids. Gene Ontology annotation, biological process: NAD+ biosynthetic process. The record is from RefSeq and is a predicted model, not a curated record. Gene Ontology annotation, molecular function: glutaminase activity; ATP binding; NAD+ synthase (glutamine-hydrolyzing) activity.
AUGGCGCCUCUGGUAACACUGGCUACAUGUGCGCUGAACCAGUGGAGUCUGGACUUUGAGGGAAAUUUGAGGCGCAUCAAACAGAGCAUUAUCAAAGCCAAGGAAGCCGGUGCAACUCUGCGUGUCGGGCCCGAGCUCGAAAUCCCGGGAUAUGGCUGCUUGGACCACUUCCUUGAGACGGAAGUAUAUGAGCACUCGUGGGAUUCUUUGUACUCCAUCCUGACUGAUGAGUCACUGCACGGAAUCAUCAUCGAUGUUGGCUUGCCUCUGCUUCACCGGAACUGCAGAUACAAUGCACGUGCUAUCGUUCUGGAUGGCAAGAUCUUGUGUCUUCGCCCCAAACUGUAUCUCGCCAAUGAUGGCAACUUCCGUGAGAUGCGCUUCUUCACCCCGUGGAACAGGCCCAGGCACGUGGAGCAGUACUACCUUCCACCAAUGAUUCAGAAGCACCAGGGAGCUCGCCAUGUUCCCAUUGGUGACGUGGUUCUCUCCACAAUCGACACUUGUCUGGCGGCUGAGACGUGUGAAGAGUUAUUCACACCUAACAGCCCCCAUAUCAAUAUGGGACUUAAUGGUGUGGAGAUUUUCACUAACAGUAGUGGAAGCCACCACUCACUUCGCAAGUUGGAUGAACGAAUUGCCCUCAUUCAGGAAGCCACUCGUAAGAAUGGCGGUGUCUACCUAUACUCCAACCAACUUGGAUGCGAUGGAGAUCGGCUUUACUAUGAUGGUUGCGCGAUGAUCUUUGUCAACGGUGACAUUGUGGGCCAAUCAAGCCAAUUCUCGCUGAAUGAGGUUGAAGUCGUUGUGGCGACAGUUGAUCUUGAGAAAGUACGAGCUUAUAGAUUUGCCCCAUCCCGUGGCUUACAGGCAGUGGCCGCACCAGAAUAUCAGCGGAUUGAGGUUGACUACUCCCUGUCUCAUGACAAUCUGGACCUUGAGAUCGACCUGCGGCCUACUGCCGCACGGCCGGCACGCUACCAUCUUCCUGAAGAGGAGAUUGCCCUAGGACCUGCCUGCUGGCUCUGGGAUUACCUCCGGCGAUCCAAGGCCGCAGGUUUCUUCGUUCCAUUGUCCGGAGGUAUUGACAGCUGUGCCACUGCCACAAUUGUCUACUCAAUGUGUCGCCUAGUCAUUGCAGCGAUCAAGGAGGGAAAUGAGCAGGUCAUCACCGAUGUUAAGCGGAUUGCCGCCUUCUCUUCGAAUCUUCCCGAGACGGCAGAAGAGCUGUGCAACCAAAUCUUCUGCACUUGCUACAUGGGAAUGGAGAAUCAGAGUAGCAAAGAAACCCGGGACCGUUCGAAGGCCCUUUCUGAGCGGAUCGGAUCGUAUCACACCGAUGUCAACAUUGACAACAUGUUCAACUCUACGAAGAACAUCCUCACUCAGGCCACAGGCUUUGAGCCGAAAUUCAAGGUUCACGGAGGAUCGAACACGUCGAAUCUCGCUCUUCAGAAUAUUCAGGCACGGUCUAGAAUGGUGCUUGCCUACUACUUCGCCCAGGAGCUAUGUGAAGUCCGUAACCGUCCCGGUGGCGGCUCUCUUUUGGUCCUGGGAAGUUCCAACGUGGAUGAAUGUCUCCGCGGAUAUCUGACUAAGUACGACUGUUCGUCUGCUGACAUCAACCCCAUUGGCUCGAUCAGUAAAGUGGAUCUCAAACGGUUCAUCGGCUGGGCGUCCAAGGACUUUGAAAUGCCCAUCCUCUUGGACUUUCUGGAUGCUAUUCCUACGGCCGAACUGGAGCCGAUUACGGCAAACUACGUGCAAAGCGAUGAGGUUGACAUGCAGAUGACCUAUGAUGAGCUCUCGCGUUUCGGAAAAUUGAGGAAAGUGGACCACCUGGGGCCCUAUGGAAUGUUUCUUCGUCUUCUGGACGAGUGGGGUGGCGAGGGGAAACUUAGCCCCCGUGAGAUCGCGCAUAAGGUGAAACUGUUCUUCCACUUCUAUCAGAUCAACCGCCAUAAGCAGACCGUUGCCACCCCGGCUUACCAUGCGGAGAGCUAUAGCCCCGAUGAUCAUCGAUUUGAUCUUCGGCCGUUUGUCUAUCCCCCUGGAUUUGAGAGCUGGUCAUUCAGGAAGAUUGAUGAGCGGGUGAAUGCUUUAGAGAAGCGGAAGAAGAGACAGGAAGCAUAG